Molecule: messenger RNA, 1086 nt
Organism: Trematosphaeria pertusa
Lineage: Eukaryota; Fungi; Ascomycota; Dothideomycetes; Pleosporales; Trematosphaeriaceae
Exons: 3
Coding region: 1-843 (280 amino acids)
Source: RefSeq, a predicted model, not a curated record
AUGGCUACCCAAGCCCAUUGCGCGUACUGCUUCGACACGCUCUCUGCCAGCCUGGAAAAGCGCCCGCCGCUCAACCUGCGCCAGUGCGAACUCCUCUGGAAGAGAUACAACGCCGAUCCCACCGCUGCGGACCCGAACGCACCCGAAGAAGACUUGGAGCCGCCCUCUGACUCGGAAGACUUCGACGAGAACUCGCCUCCCACUGCUGCUACUGCGAACGCGUCUUCGUAUCGCCCGGCCGCGAUAUCCAGACUUCUUGCGCCCUCGCCGCAGAGUGCUAGCUCGAGCAGCGUGCAGAGCACGAGCUCGACGCCGAGCGGGGAGCGGGCUGAGGACGGGAGCCCGCUCUUCGUGACGUGGAAUGUGAUCUCGAGGAGCGGGGAGAAGCGGCUGCGUGGGUGCAUCGGCACGUUCGAAGCGCAGGAGUUGGAUGACGGGUUGAGAUCCUAUGCCCUGACUUCUGCCUUCGAAGACACGCGCUUCCACCCCGUCUCCGCCCGCGAACUGCCCACCCUCGAAUGCGGCGUUACGCUCCUCACGCACUUCGAAUCCAUCUCCGACCCACUCGACUGGGCCAUCGGCACGCACGGCCUGCGCAUCUCCUUCACCUACCACGGCCGCCGCUACGGCUCCACAUACCUGCCCGACGUCGCGAAAGAGCAGGGCUGGACAAGGGAGGAGACCAUGGUGAGCCUGAUGCGGAAAGCGGGGUGGAGUGGACGCCGCGAAGACUGGAGGAAGGUAGAGUUGAACGUGGUGCGGUAUCAGGGGCGGCAGGUCAGAUUAGGGUACCGCGAGUGGAGGGAGUGGCGGGAUUGGGUCGAGGAGGAGAUGGAGGCGUAAAGGUUGGUAGGGGCUUAGUGGAGUUCAGGAUAUACGAUGGCAUGGGAAUGGAAUGAUAUCCACGAUGGGCCUGGCGUCGUGGAGCGAGGGAAUCUAAUACGGGAUCGGGAUAUAUGGUACUGGUGUCAUGACCAGGUAUAGACGUCCCCAGGGACAACCAACAAUCUACUCUUCAAACAAGACACCUCAUGCACCUCUCACGCACUUCACAAUUCUACUCGUCGAGUUUCUAUUCCACGUUGC